This is a messenger RNA of Choloepus didactylus (southern two-toed sloth), 4411 nucleotides long. RefSeq names its product transmembrane protein 220 (gene TMEM220). Bases 17 to 520 code for a protein of 167 amino acids. The transcript is spliced from 6 exons. Lineage: Eukaryota; Metazoa; Chordata; Mammalia; Pilosa; Megalonychidae. The record is from RefSeq and is a predicted model, not a curated record.
GGUCCCGCCCGUCCCGAUGGCGCCCGCGGCGGGGCCCUGCGCCCGCGCCCUGUGGACAGCGUGCAGCCUGCUCAUGGCCGCGUUCUUCGCGCUGGCGGCCAUCGUGCAGGUAAACGAUCCAGAUGCAGGAGUGUGGAUGACGGUGUACAUGAUACCUGCGGUACUGACCCUGCUAGUUGGACUUAACCCUCUUGUCACAGGUAACUUUAUUUGGAAGAGUGUCUCUGCAAUACACAUGUCCUUUUGUAUCGUGUGGGCCAUUGGCUUGGGGUACUACCUCUUGCUUCAUACACAACAGAACAUCAUCCAUGAGGAAGAAGGCAGGGAGCUGUUUGGUCUGGUGAUUAUCACAGCAUGGAUGAGCCUAUGCCACAGUUCAUCAAAGAAUCCAGUUGGUGGAAGAAUUCAAUUGGCUAUUGCCAUUGUAAUCUCUCUUUUACCAUUUAUUUCUUGGAUCUACAUAUAUAUAAAUAAUGAGAUGAGGUCUUCCUGGCCAACUCACUGCAAGACAGUAAUUUAAAUGAAUUCCAGAAUCCCGUUCUUAAAAUGAAUAUUUUCAAUUCUUUAUAAAUAGUGGGGUAACAAGCCAGUUGCCUAGGAAUUUAUUUCAGGUAAUUUGAGCUAAUAUUAGGGAUGAUUUUUUUUUGUUUUUCAACUAUUCUAAGAACUUUUUAAGGCUACAAUAUAAAGUAAGAUUAGAUGAGACUAGUAAGAGAUGGGGUGUGACAUUGUCUGGAAGCCUUUUCUGAAAGUUAUUAUGCCACAGUUUAGUGAAAAAAGCACUAGAACAAAAGCUAAGAAAUAUGAUUACUAAUGUAGCUUAAUCACUGUGUCACCUGGGCAAAUAUAUAAACCUCCUUUGGAUAAUUCCUACCUAUAAGAUAGGAUUAAUAUCAGAUUAAUCCUAUUUUACUUCAUCCGGUUGGAAGGAUUAAACUAGAAAUAUGAGAGCAGCAUGAAAGCACGCUUACAAAGAUUGCAAAGGGGUGCAUGUGAUUAAAUGGAGGCAAGCAGUGUUUGCACAGUAUGAUAGAGGCAGAAGUUCACCAUACUGAGCAGGAACUAUCUGUGAACUGAACGAGGACUCCAAAUUAACUUGACGAACAGGCAUGCCCUGGGUAGUUAGAUGGACUUUGAACCAAAUCAAGAAGGAAAUAGGGAAUUUUAACUAUAUUCCAAACGUGAAAUAAGACCAAAAUUUGUACAUAAGUUUUUUUUCUUUUUUAAAUAUCAACAGCAGCCCCGGGGAGAACAUUUUAGAGCUGCACUAUCCAAUGCCACUAAACUACAUGUGGCUACUAAGCACUUGAAAUAUGGCUAGAGUGACUGAGGAAGUUAAUUUUUAAUUUUUAAAAAAAUUAAUUUUAAUUUAAAAGCACAUUAAGUGGUUAUUGGAAAACUUUUAAGUGUGUUUAGAGCAACUUGGGUAUGUGAAUCUUUUUCCUUGGCAAAUUUUAUGAAAUCUAAAUAUAGGUUGAGUAUUUUCAAUGAAAAUUGUGUCCAAAUGAAGAUGGGCUCUAAGUGUAAAAUACACACUGAACUUGGAACACACGGUACAAAAAAAGUAAAAUUUUUAUAUUGAUUAAAUAUUGAAAUAAUUAUAUUUUAGAUAUCUUGGAUUAAAUAAUGUAUAUUAUUAAAAUACAUUUUAUCUAUUGAUUCUUUUUAAAUGACUACUAGACUUCCCAUUAUUUUUCUAUUGGACAGGGCUGUUUUAGAGCUUUUUGAUGGCAACUUUGUUUCAUAGUCAAGGUGCUCCUUCAUGACAUCUAGGAAACAUCCCCCCAAAAAGGAGAAUCAGUACCCAAUCAUGUCAUGAGAGUGAAAAUGAGUCUGAUGGUUUGUCCCUUUAUUCUGAAUCCUUUAAUAUAAGUAUUCUAUAAAUAUGUAUUAAUGGCAGUAUGGAGAAUGAUGGCCUUUUUUGUUUGUCUUUUUAUAUAAUGGCUACUGAACAGUCAGAUAUUCUCUAUCAAGAUGUGGAUAAGUGAAAAGGAAGAAACCUAGCUGACAACAAGGUUGAAAUCAAUUAAUUUUAAGUGAAAUUUAUUUUAAUGCUCAACAAAACACAGGUAAAGGUUUUGAUUGUUCCAUUGUACAUUUAGCUUAGGUGGUAUUUAUGGCUCCUACACCUUUUAAACUAACUGUAAAGUCACAUGAAGAAACUGGCUUAUUUGAAAAUUCCAUAUAGGACCUAUCCAUUCAGUACUGAAAAGACAGUAAUAUUCAAGAUACACUUUCACUGUAUUUGCAUCUUCUAUAUCAGACUGUAAAUUCUAUGAAUAUACAUAGUCCCUUUUAAUAUCUUUUUUCAAAUCUCUUCCAUCUUUCCCAACACCACCAAGUUUUUUCUUCCUAUUAUCACUCUUCUUUCAGCCUCAUUAUCUAUUGCCUAGACUGAAACACAAAUCUAAUCUAGAAACCUCUGAUGACUCACCACUGUCUUACAGGUAAAUUCUAACUCUUGGCUCAUCAUUCAAGGCUCUUUACAACACAGUACUAGCCUAUCCCUUUCCCCUAUUUCUUGCCAUAUUCUCGUGCACCCUUUGGUGAGUCCUCAUAGCAUCACUCGCUCCUCCUGAAUUCAUCAUAACCUUCGAUGCCUUUGCUUAUGCUAUUUUGUCUACCUGAAAUGUCCUUCCCCACUUACUUGUUUCUUCCUUCUUCAAGUCAUCUCUAAUCUGUUCAAAAUUAACCUCUCCCUCCUCUGUUCCCACAGCCCUUUCUUUGUGUGGAUGUCUGUCUCACACUCGUAGUAAGGUCCAUGAAUGCAGGGACCUUAUUAUAUCAUAUUCAUCUGUGAUAGGAUGAAUAGCCCCAAACACAAGCCAGGUCCUAAUACCUGGACCCUGUAAAUGUCACCUUUUAUGGCAAAAUGGACUUUGCAGAUGUGAUGAUCUUGAAAUGAGAUUACCCUGGAUUAUCUAACCUUACAUGUGAUCACAAGUGCCCUGAUAAGAGGGAGGCAGGAGGCUUGACUACAGACAAAACAGAAGGUGAUGUGGUGACAAAGCAGAGUUUUGAAGAUGUUGCUAGCUUUGAAGAUGGAGAAAGAGUCCAUGAGAUAAGAAAUGCAAGGAAUUCUCCAGAAGCUGGAAAGGGCAAGAAAACAGAUUGUCCCCUGGGGUAUGGUGUUGCUGACACCCUAGUUCUGGCCUACUGAAACUAAUUUCAGACUCUAACCUUCAGAACUGUAAGAGACGAAAUGCCACUUAAUGUGUGGUAAUUUGUUACAGCAGCAACAGGAAAUAAAGACAACCUCUACACCAUCACAGUGCCUAGCUACCCCACAGGCACAGUUAGGUUGACCAGUAUUUCUCUUAUUUUAUUGGGCCCCAAAUCAAAUGUCCUCUACACUCAAAAUGGUCCCCACCUGCCAUCUAGUAGGUAUUUCUGCAAAUGACAACUGAGCUACUUAAACAUGUCCUAUUUUUCUGUAAAGAGAGUGAAGGGAAAAUGCAUUUACCUAAUAUACCCUCAUACAACACUAGCUGGUGCCCAUGGGGACCAGGUUAACACACACACACAGCAGUGCUGGCACUUGGGCCCUGCUUUGGUUAGACUCACGAGAGGAGCGCAUGACUCCUCAGCAGGUCCUCUUGAUGCCUUGAGAACUCCACUCUUUCACCUGAGAAAUUCCUGAUAUUUUUGUUUACAAAAUAGAAAUAAGCCUACAAAAGUCCAAGUAGGCAGGUAUUCUGUGCAAAAAAAAUGUUCAAAGUCCUUCAUUCAGCAGGGUGAACAGAAAACAUUUAACGGAGCUUAUUUCAUUUAAUUUUUAUUACGCAUUUUAAUUUACAUAGGUAAGGCAAGUACAAAGUAAAACCUUUCAGGUAAGACUAAAUCAAGUUCCCUUUGAGAACUAUAUCCUCCCCCCACUUCAGUCUCCUCCCUGGUUAACUUUGUUUUUAAAUAGAUAUAUUAUCCAAAAAGUCACAUUUCAGAAUAUUUUAUGAACAAAUGCACACUGAAGCCAUAAAUACAUUUUGUGAUACAAGCAAAACACUGAAGAAUGGGAUUGAGGAUUUUUGGUUUUAUUUUGGCUUUCAUUUUAGGGGGUGGGGUGGCAAACACAAAGCUAAGUCAUUCUCUUUCUAAAAAUGUAAACAAUAAAUCAGACUAAAAAUGGAAACCUUUUGCAUUCUUGAAAUUCAUAAUUCUGUCUGGAACUCUGCCUCUCCCUUUCAACAUCAUUUUAUCAGGAUAGACGUGAACUGUGCCAAAAGCUUGGCUUUCGGGAGCUGUUUCAAUAACCCCUUCCAGGCUGACGUGGUGCACACCAAAAGGAUCCUCGGAGUACCCACCGUCGUGAGUGUGACCAGCAAAGAAACACACCACACACUCAUGAGACCAAAUGAUGGCAAGGGCGUCUCUGUAAUUCCAGGCAAGACACACACUGUCCGAGGAGUUUGGG